UAGACCUUAACAAUCAAAAAAAAAAAAAAAAUAUAUGUCGAAUUGUCGACUUAACUGUUCUCAAUUUCCCAAUCGAAAUAAAAAAAAAGAAAAACUGGUGAUACAUUUGUAUGACACUAUGUACAAUGUCAUAAUAAAUAUGUUGAAGAAAAAAAACAAAUAAAUAGAUUAUGAAUUAAUAAUUAAUUUAAGCUUAAUUUUUUCAUCAGCAUUAAUUAACAAUGGAUGAUUUAAAAUUUAAAUUUCUUGGACUUAUAAAUAAACAGAACCAAUCAAAGGUACCAUCAAUGGGUCUUAAUCCAGAAUUAUUAAAUCCAAUUGAAUCUCUACAUCAUGAAAAAAAAAUAAUACAAGCUGGUAAUUCAAGUGAUAAUGAAUCUGAUCAAGAUAUUUUAGAAUCAAUUGAGUCAGACUAUUAUAAGCCUGAUGAAUCAUUUGAUUCAUGUCGUCAUGAAUUAAGAAAACUUUCAUCAACAUUAAGCUGCAAUGAUAUUGAAAUAAUACAUAAAAAACUUGAACGACAGCAACAAGUUGUAUCAAGUAAAGUUUUACAACUUAUAUUACAAAAACAAAAUUUAUGUAAUGAAGAAUUUAAAAAAAUUAUUAAAAUACAAGAACAAUUGACAAUUGUUGUUAAUAUAUGUAAAAUGAGUAGAUCUGAUUUAGCACUUGCUAAAAAACAAUUUACAACAGCAAGUCUUGGAAUACUUGCUAAUUAUAAAAAACGUCAAAUACUUCAAGAAUUAUUAUACAGUUUAAAUACAAUUAAAACACUUCAAAGAACAGAUGAUAGACUUCAAGAAUUAUUAAAAGAAGAAAAUUUUCCUGGUGCAAUAUCAUUAUUACUUGAAUGUCAAAGUGCAGCACAAACAUAUAAACAUUUUAAUUGUGUUGCAAUAUUAGCUAGUAAAUUACAAGAUACACUUGAUCAAACAGAAGAAACUCUUGACAAUACAAUAUGUCGUCUUUGUACUGAUUUUGAUGAUAAAACAUAUACAUCUGUACAAGAAGCAUAUAAACUUUUACGUAAAAGUCAAACAGCAAUUGAUCAACUUCAUAUGCAUUUUACAGCUGCAAUACAUAAUUCAGCUUUUAAUAUUGUUUAUUCACGUACUGGUGGUGAUAUUAAACGUCAAUACAGCCAAUUAUGUCAAUCAGUACCACAUGAAUAUAUUAUAAAUUGUUUGAUUGAUCUUAGUAAAGGUCUUUGGAAAAUAUUACGUUCUUAUAAUCAAGUAUUAAAUUGGCAUAGUAAUCAUGCUGUAUCACAACAACAAGUUGAUAAUGAACCUGAAGAUACAUUUAAUAAUCAUUAUAUAACACAAAAAUUAAAAAAUGGCAUGUCAAAAAUUUGGCAUGAUGUUGAAAUUAAAAUAUCAACAUUUUUAAAUAUAAUUAACAUUGAAAAAUAUCGUUUUGAAGAAUUUUUAAAAAUUUUAUCAAUUAUUAAUCGUUUAAUUGACAUUGGUAAUGAAUUAUGUAAUAUUAAAUCAUUAAAUUUAUAUAAUUUUAUGAAAAAACAAUCGUCAAUUUAUUUUUCACAUUAUCAUAAUUUAAGACUUGAAGAGUUGGUUAUAUUUUUUGAACAUGAAGGCUGGGAAUUAUGUCCAGUUAAAAAAAAUUUUACAUCAAUUAAUUUACAGGAAUUUAAAAGUUUAAAUGCAUUAAUUAUAAAUUCACAAAAUUUAAUAAUUAAUAAUGAUAUUAAUGAAGAUGUAAUAGUAUUAUCAGGAUGGCUUGAAAAAUAUUUAAAUACUGAUUUAUGUCCAUUUGAUAUAACACUUGAUGAAACAAUGGAUGAAAGUAUAUUAGAAAAAUCAUAUGAUGAUGGUUCUGGCGAUUUUACGGAUGAUUCAGAUGAUGAUAAUUCAAUUAAUGAAAAAUUAAUUAAAAAAAAAAAAUAUUAUACUGGUCCAAUAAUGACAAAUACAUCAUUAAGUAUAUUAAGAGUAUGUGGUAAAUAUUUACAAAUGUCAAAAUUAUUAAAAACAAUAUCAUCAACAGUUAUUUAUAGUAUAAUACAGUUUUUUGAAUUUUAUUUUUAUUCAGUACAUAAAUUAUUUACAUCUGAUUUACAAAUAUCAGCUGAAUCACUAUAUACACCAAAAUUAAAAUUAACACUUGCUAGAAUAAAAGAUAAUUUAUUUUUUAAUAAUCAUACAGAACAUAAACAAGGAAAAAUACGUCAACCAAUUAUAAAUAAUACAAAUUAUUUUGAUAAUAAUGAUAAAUUAUAUGGUCUUGCUGAAAGAAUAAUUGGUGUUGAAUCAAUUAUUGAACUUGGUCAACAAUAUAAUAAUCUUGAAAAUUAUUUAAAAAAUUUAAUUCAUCAAACAGAUAAUAAUGCUGAUGAAGAGCUGUUAAAUCAAUUUUACAGUCAAACAAUAUCAUCUGCUGUUGAUUUGAGAAAACCAGUGUAUAUGGCUGUUAUUGAAAAAUGUAUUGAUAUAUCAAAAAUAAUUGGACUUAUGGGAAAAGUUAAUUGGGAAGUUAAAGAUGUUAUGUCACAACAUAGUGAAUAUGUUGAUGAAAUUCUAAAAGACAUUCAAGAUAUACAAAUUAAAUUUAAUAAUGUUGGAUCUAUGAAAAUUGAUGAUAAAGUAAGAUGGGCAUUGUGGGAAAAUGUUGCUCAUUUAAUUAAUCACACAUUGGUGGAAGGAUAUUCAAAUGCAAAAAAAUGUUCUAAUGGCGGUCGAGGCUUGAUGCAACUUGAUUUUACACAAUUAAAAACAAAAUUUGAAAUGACAACGUCAGUUAGACCAAUGCCACACAGUGAAUAUGUCGAAAUGUACAUCAAAGCAUACUACAUAUCUCAAUCAUCAUUUGAAGAAUGGCUUGAAAAACACAAAGAAUAUUCAGUCAAACAUUUGAGUGGACUAAUUUCUUGUAUAUUUCAAAGUAAUAAAAAAAAUCGACAACGGUUAAUCUCUCUUGUGGAAGAACAACGAUCAAAUAGGUAAUAUUAAAAUGGAAAUUUUUUAAAAAAUAACAUCAAGAUGAUAUAUAUAUUUAUAUUUAAAUUUUAAUUUUCCGAUAUUAAAAGAAAUUUAUAUUUACGCACAAAAUUUAAUACCAGUGUAAUAAUUAACAUUUUAAAGAAUUAUUUAAUUAUUUUUUUUAAAGAAUCUCAUAAAUUUUUAAUCUCAUAAAAAUAAAAAUGUAACUAGUUAAUGAAAUUUAUAUGUUUUAAUAAAAAAAAAAUAUUUUUUAGUACACAUCUCAGUUUUAUAGACAUGAUUUAUGUAAUUAAUUUUAUUUUAAUGUAAAAAUAUUAUAAUUGUUUAUUUUUUUCAAGUGUAUUCGACAAAAAAAAAAAAGCAGAAAUAUAUCUAUAUAUAUUUG
Molecule: messenger RNA, 3342 nt
Organism: Aphidius gifuensis
Lineage: Eukaryota; Metazoa; Arthropoda; Insecta; Hymenoptera; Braconidae
Gene: Vps50
Product: syndetin
Exons: 5
Coding region: 222-2960 (912 amino acids)
Biological process (GO): endocytic recycling; retrograde transport, endosome to Golgi
Cellular component (GO): EARP complex
Molecular function (GO): SNARE binding
Source: RefSeq, a predicted model, not a curated record